AUUAUCUAACACAUUAACAUUCAAAUCAAAGCUCUAAAAAUGGUGAAUCGCCAACGAAAAAAUAAAUUAAAAUUUUUCAAUCAAACUCCUAGAGUUUUGGAGCCUUCAAAGAAAGCAAAUCCAAUGGAUAUGCUAGAUCAGGCCAUGAAAGUUUACUUUGAAGAGGGCAUACUUAUUGACAUUAUCAGCAGGUUACCUGUGCAGUCUGUUCUUCGAUUUAAAUGUGUUUCAAAAUUUUGGAAAAUAUUAAUUGAUGAGCCAUAUUUUAAGAUGAGACAUCUUAACCAUGCAAAGAAUGAUCAGAAUUCUAAAACUUUUCUAUGUUACCAACAAUGCUUUGGGGGAUUUGACCAUCCCAUAUACUCUUGUUCUUUAUGGUCGACUCAGUUGGUUAAGGAUACCCAUAAACUAAAUUUACCUCUAAACAUUGAACCAGAGUAUUUUACAAUCUCCAAAGGUUGUGAUGGCUUGUUUAUUAUUAAUGUUUUCAAAAAUACUGUUAAGAACAACAUACUUUUGUUAUGGAAUCCCUCAACGAGAGAAUCAAUGGAACUUCCCGUUCCAGAAUUUUCACUUGGACUAUCUUCAUGUUUGGGAUUGAGUGUUGAUUCAAGCGGUGACUAUAAGAUUCUAAAAAUCGAGGGAAAUGAAUUUGGUGAUCGGAAAGUGCCUGGUGAAAUUUUUUCACUAGAAAAUAAUUCUUGGCGAAAAAUUGGUAAACAUCCUCGUGUCACUCGCAAUAAGGUGCCUGCUGUGGAUUCUCUGGCAUUUAUACAUGGGGCAUUUCAUUGGAUAGGUAUUAAUUCAAAAACCUACUUUGUGGUUUCAUUUAAUAUUUCUCAUGAAGUGUUUGGAGAGAUAUCAUUGCCAAAGGACAUAGGCUCGUUGAACACAAGUAAUGUUGACAUUUCUAUAUUGGAAGGAAUGCUUUGUGCUUAUUCUAAUAUGCAUGAUCAGAAAAUGCGUACUUUUAAGGUAUGGGUAAUGAGAGAUUAUAAUCUCAAGGAAUCUUGGAAUGCAAUAUUAUCUAUAGAGGAUCGUUAUCUUCUUAAAGCCACGCCAAAAUAUAGGUUUGCAAAUGGUGAAAUAUUAUUCAUGUGCGCACAUUUACAUGGUAGGGACAUUCAAUUUAGGACAAAAAGUGGACCCUUUUGAUUAUUGCCUCGAGGUAAAUUUCUGAAUGGGUUCACAUACACAGAAAGCUUUCUUUCCAAGAUUAUUUACUUAGUAUUUAUUCAUGUAUGAUCGAGAAACUUUUCAUUUUUCUAGUAUCAUGUAACAUUUUCUUAUUUUUAUUAAUUUAUUUAUAAACUUUUUAGUUUCUAA
Molecule: messenger RNA, 1326 nt
Organism: Solanum pennellii
Lineage: Eukaryota; Viridiplantae; Streptophyta; Magnoliopsida; Solanales; Solanaceae
Product: putative F-box/kelch-repeat protein At1g12870
Exons: 3
Coding region: 40-1155 (371 amino acids)
Molecular function (GO): protein binding
Source: RefSeq, a predicted model, not a curated record